This is a messenger RNA of Aspergillus ruber CBS 135680, 1599 nucleotides long. RefSeq lists its product as uncharacterized. Bases 277 to 1398 code for a protein of 373 amino acids. The record is from RefSeq and is a predicted model, not a curated record. Lineage: Eukaryota; Fungi; Ascomycota; Eurotiomycetes; Eurotiales; Aspergillaceae. The transcript has 2 exons.
UUUUUUUUUUUCUGCCUAUUCAAUAUUCCUCGCGGUCUUGUUUUGCGCAUUCCAUCAAAACGCUAUCGUGGUUAUCGCAUCUAGACAACCCUCGGCACAACAAUCGCGCAGCAGCCUGCAAGGCGGUUGACCACACGUUGCUGUGGUUCGGGGUUUUCUUCAGGCCAGGGUUUUAUAAGAACAAAGCAAACGAUUAAAAAAUAAAAAAGGCUUACAUUCGGUUACCUACGUCGAGCCCUGGUUUGAUUUGAACUACAGACGACUCACCUAUUCGCCAUGUGGGCCUUCCAGUUGAUACCGGCGGUCGUCUCGUCGCUGGUGUUACUAUCGCAACAUGCUGUUGCGAGCCCUAUGGAUAUGGAAGGAGGUGAUAUUGAUAGGCGAGGUUGCUCCAAUCCAUGCGGCUUUUACAGUCAGCUCUGCUGCACGUCGGGUCAGACCUGUGUCACCAGUGGUGGUCAAGCAGUUUGUUCCGACUCGGGGAGCGGCGGCGGCGAUGAUUAUGAUUACCACACCACCACCUGGACGGAGACUGAUACUAAAACUUAUACCUCUACAUGGAGCAGCCAGCGCGCGACCCAAACCGCAGUUGCUGGAGGUGGCUCAGGCUCAAAUUCUGGGAGCUGCGAUUCUUCCAUCGGCGAAGAAAAGUGCGGAAGUACUUGUUGCGGUGCUGCGUAUGUUUGCAGUAAUGGUCAAUGCAUCAUCGGAAGCUCCUCCAUCUGGGCCACAGCCACGCCUCCAGCGCGAGGUACUAGCAGCGGCUUGUCGACUGUCACUGAGACGGGAAAUCCAACAACCACGCAAGCUUUCGAUACGCCUGUGAAUACAGAUGGGUCGCCCGCGAUUGGUGUCAAAGCUCCAGAUGAUGAUGGACUUAGCGGUGGUGCAAUCGCCGGUAUUGUCAUCGGUACCAUUGCAGGCGUCGCUCUCCUCCUGCUGGUGUGUGCUUGCUUGUGUUGUCGUGGAGCCUUGGUCGGUUUGGCCGCAUGCUUGGGGAUUGGACGGAAGCGAAACCAAGAUGACCGUUACUCACAAGGCGGCAAGCCUGAGGGACGUACUUGGUUUGGAGCUAAACCACCUGCCCAGAGCGAGGCCGGCGGCGAAAAGAAAUCCAGAUGGGGUGGUCUAGCAACCAUCGGAAUCGUCCUCGGUGCGCUUGCGUUGUGUCUGGGAUUGAAGAGACACAGAGACAGAGAGCAUGACGAGAAAAGCAGUUACUCUUACCCAAGCUCAUACUAUUAUUCCGACUAUUACACCAAUUCGAGCAGCGCAAGCUCGGAUAGGCGGACGAGAGAUACGAGACGAACAAGAGACUCGAGGGGCACGAGAGCCACGAGAGACACAAGAGAUACGCGGCGGACGAGAAGAGACCGCGCGCGUUCGGGACGGUCAUAACAAACGGACACGAUAUUCAACGACCUUUUCGACCUUAAAAUCAUAUUUCCCUGCUAUCGACCCAAAUAUUCCGAAUCGAUUACGGAUACGCAUAGAUUAGUGGCGCCUCCGAUAUUACGUGUACCAUGAUUAUUAUUUCUUUCCUGAUGUUAGGUUUGAUGGAUUUCGAUGCCUUGCUUUUUUUUUUUUUUUUUUUUUUUU